Molecule: messenger RNA, 694 nt
Organism: Periconia digitata
Lineage: Eukaryota; Fungi; Ascomycota; Dothideomycetes; Pleosporales; Periconiaceae
Source: the annotation of a GenBank genome assembly
CUCUCACGGCACCUGCUUCCUGCGACCGUGAAUCCGUUUGAUGUUGUCAGAGCAGUCAGGCCGAACAUUCUCGUUCACUUCGUGUUGAAUUGGAUCCGAUACCGACACCUAGACCGUCUAAUGCAAGCGGUGACUGAAAUGUGGGUUGAAAAGCCAAAACCAGUAUUCGAUCUGGGGGUAGAUAGACCGCUAAAGCUUACCAACCUAGUUCUAAAUCGAAACUGUCAGUAUAUAUUUUCAGCCUCAACCACCGCUAUGUUAUAGAAGUGAUUAGAAAUACCAAGCUCGUUAAACGAACGUAUGAUGUUGAAGGGGCCAAUUCCCCUCAAUGCAAGGAUCUCCAGCCAUGACUCUUGGCCCGCAGCUCGAGAGUGUAAGGCAGUAUCCAAGAGCGAGGCGAUUAGUCUUUAGUCUUCAGGUGCGAAUUGUGAAGUCAAUUGUUCCGUUAUCAGAACCAGAUCUAUCCGAAUGUGAAAGACAGGAAAGCACUGGGAUUCCAUUCUUCGACCUACCAUAUAUAAUGAACAAUUUUUGGCUUAAUCUUGUUGUGAUUGAUCUGUUUUACCAAACUGUAUUGUAUCCUAACCCCAUCUUGAUGACUACUUUUAGUGUGUGUGUCUACGUAUACAUUGUGAGAACCCAGCAGACUCCCCGUGCGGCUCAGAAGUGCUACGUGACUGGAUUACUUACGUGA